Messenger RNA from Salarias fasciatus (jewelled blenny), 1015 nucleotides. RefSeq lists its product as uncharacterized. NCBI's taxonomy places the organism in Eukaryota, Metazoa, Chordata, Actinopteri, Blenniiformes, Blenniidae. The coding region runs from base 343 to 981 and encodes 212 amino acids. The record is from RefSeq and is a predicted model, not a curated record. The transcript is spliced from 4 exons.
UCCUCUCAUUGCUCAGAUGUGCACACUUCAUUGCUGAAGAUUGAAUUGUGUAUGUCAUGUUUGUGUUUUGACUUUUAGAAUCAUUCAGAUUCUGCACUGCUGCUCCAGAGGAUUAAUGAGAUACAAACUGUUCUCAGGACUUCCCCUUAUUCUAACGCAGAGAGGAGACGCCCUGUUGAUCACAGCAAGAGCUCAGGUUGGGGACAGCGCUCCACGACAUCGUUUUAUAAUAUCUUCUGACACAAAGACGACCACCAACCAAAAUGUUCAAGUUGCCUGAAGGUAAAGAUCACCCCUUUAGUCUGUCGGAUUGUGUCGAGGGUCCGGGGCCUGGAGGUGACCAUGAAGGUGGUCACCAUGGCGACGAUCACGACAGACGCGACUACAACCGUGACCACGAUCGCGACAGGGGUCACGGCAGUCCUGACAGGCACGCCGAUGAUGAUCGCCGUCGCCGCAGUGAUCAGUGUGACCGGGAUGACAGAAGCGGAAGUCCACGUGGUGGACGUCGUGGUCGUCGGGAUCGAGAUCGAGACCGAGACCAUAGCGGGAGUCCUGGAGGUGGUUGUCGGGAUCGGGACCAUAGCGGGAGUCCUGGAGGUCGUUGCCGGGAUCGGGACCAUAGCGGGAGUCCUGGAGGUGGUCGUCGGGAUCGGCACCGUAGCGGGAGUCCUGGAGGUGGUCGCCGGGAUCGGCGCAAUAGUGGGAGUCCUGGAGGUGGUCGCCGGGAUCGGGACCAUAGCGGGAGUCCUGGAGGUGGUCGCCGGGAUCGGGACCAUAGCGGGAGUCCUCGGUGUGGUCGUCGGGAUAACAGCCCGGGCCGGUACAGUGGUGAAAGCAGCGGCAGUGAAUCCGACGGCUGUGGUGGAAGACGCCGCAGGCAUCGGGGUAAAGGUCGCGGCCCAGGGCGUGGGCGAGGUCGCGGGAAAGGACAAGGAAGGUGGUGAACAGAGGACAGAUGAAUCCAGACCUGUCAGCUGAUCCUCAGAAGAGCCCUCUGGCUUUGGAAUCGACU